This is a messenger RNA of Chara braunii, 2614 nucleotides long. The record is from the annotation of a GenBank genome assembly. NCBI's taxonomy places the organism in Eukaryota, Viridiplantae, Streptophyta, Charophyceae, Charales, Characeae.
AGACAGGAAGUGGGUGAGAGUGAUUGUGUGGGAGAGAACGAGAAGAGGGUUGGGCGGGUGUAUGACAGUGAACCAGGUGUGACUGGUGUGAGCUCACUGAGCAAGCCCCCGUUGAAAUUGGGUGGAGCGAGCAACCAAGUUGCCGCCAUAGCCAUCCGUGUCCAGCAGCCUGGGCCCUCCGUUUCGUUUGACGGAACUUCGACCUCAAUGACGGACCUGGGACUCUCCUGGCGCGAGAGGUCUGUGACCGGACGUGGAAAUCUUUCGCCGCAUGAAGGCGCGUUAGUUAGAAACCGGAAAUCACGGAGGCUGGAUCUGAACCUGACCUUGUGGUCCGGAGCUCCUCCUCGGGGAAUUAGGGAGGCGCGCGCCGCACAGGCGUGUGGCAGCGAGUUGUCGAGUGCCUGGACAGCCGGUCAGAGUUCCGUUAACAAUCGCAAAUGGUUGCAUCAGCCCCUGGAGGAGACGGGCAGCAGCAGGGAGCGGGGUUCGUCGCGAGCCCCCUUAGUCUCCUUGGACUACGGCUUUCCCCUACAGCAGCGGUCUUACCGACGGGAGCGCGAAAUUCUGGAAUCGAAGUCAAGUGCCCGCGCUUCGCGGGUGUCUCCUGAAGCCGCUGCACUUGACUGCGGUGUCGUCAACAGUUAUAAUGACGGUCAGCGCAACUCCCUGUCCGACAGUUUGCAUGAUCUCGGCCGUUGGAGCAGUGGUUCAGCGGAACGAGGAGGAGAAGGAAGCUUCUUCAGUGAGUCCCGGCCUCCAUUGUUGAAAAGGGGAUGCCAUUGGGCAGGGAAAGGAGAGUCCUGUGGGUUCACUCCUUGCUCAGCGCUCAAUUCGUCGAAGGAAGACUCGACGUCUACGCGGGAGGUCACGACGUUAAACCCGCUGCUGGCGAACGACACUUUUCCAAACGAUAGCCAUCCUUCGGCGCGGUCGGAUCUCGCCCUCGCAGAGAUGGCUUGUGGUGGUCAUUCGGCGGCCGCCCUAGAGGCUGCUGCUGCCGUUGGGCGGCAAUCGGCACCUCCUCCCGUGGGAGUAUUCCGACCACCUCCGCUCUCCUAUUUGAAUGAGCCGUACGGGCGCGUUGCCUCUUCAGCGACGCGAGGUGUCGCCGCGAACGAGAUGACGAGUCCUGAGCCUUACCGCUGCGUGUGUGCGACGGCGGCCGCCGCUCGCCCAGAUGCCGACCUUGCCGCCAUGACCAUCGUGCCACGUGGCAUGAUGUCGCCCUCUUCCCCGGCGUCACCAUCUCUGCCUAGAGCGGAUGCGCCUUCUGCGCUUCGGAAUCCGUUUUCUACGACUUGUAGUGACUACUCUGAUUACAAUUAUAGCUCUUAUAGAAACCCGUCAUCAAUGGACGACCUCGCUUCUCUCGUCUGUCCCUGGCCAUUGCGGAGUUCCCCACCGCCAAAGAGUAUGGCGGAGCAAGAGGAUUCGGGUCGUGCAUCGGAGCGCCGAGCCAUGGCGAUAGGUCAUGACAAGACAACCACGGUGGAGGAGGCUUGGAUGGAGGACCAGUAUAAUAGCGGGCACAAGCGAAAAACGCUGGCAAUAGCAACAACCGCGGCGGAAGACGGAAUCGCUUCGGCAGGAUCGGUGCUCGGUCUCGGUAGGGUCUGUAAUGGAUGGAACGGGGAAAACCGUUCGCCGACAGACCUUUCCAGCGACAACAAUCGCGCGGGCAGCCCUGUAUUGGUUCCACAUGGAGUUUGGUCAGUCAAAGAGGGAUUGUUAGGAGGAGGAGGAGGAGGAGGAGGAGGGAGUCCCAUAAUAGCGCAGGGUGAGGUGGGUUGGCUCCCGCUCAUUGACAGGUUGUCGGCGAAAGGAUGGAGGGGGGGCGACGAAGAGACCGCUGCGGCGGCGUCCCGUCGUGGACCUCUUUGUCCGAUUUGGUCCCAGACACAGGAAAACUCGAUGCGUCAACAACAAUACGAUCCACAAGCAGGUACUGCCGGUAGGCCACACGAAGAACAACAGGGAGUCGACCACUAUGCGCAUACGUCCAGUCUGAGAGCGCAAAUUGAUGGGUUUGCCGCUCGUACAAGUCAAACGGAGCUGUUCACUGCAGCUGCGGCGGCGUUGACCGAGGGGGAAAUUUCGUUCGGUGCGUGGACGGAGAAAAGCAUCGACGAUCUUUUCGAGGCGGUGGGAACGGUACCCGUUUCUUCUGGGUAUGGAAUCAACAAUACAGAGUGGCACCUAGAGUAUCCUCGAAAGGAGAACGCGGUUGAGCCUCCCGCUGAAGUCAUCGCUGCGGCGAAUGCUUCAUCUCUGAAAUUGGUAAAGGUCCUGUGACUCCUGUUGCUUGCCUAUCGUACCCCUCCCCCUCCCUGUAGUCGACGUAAAAAGACAAAAAAAGUUUUUUUUUUUUUUUUCCUUAUUAUUAUUUUUUUUCCCUUAAAUCACUUUCUUCUUCAUCUAUUCUCUUUUAAACUAAGCUAUAUUCUUCUCUCAAUUUCUCCUUUCAGGGGUCCCCUGUAUAGACAAAAUUUCCCAAAAAGAAGUUUGUUUCUCGUCUACAUAUUACAUUAUUAUGUUAAAUUACGUCAUAUUUUAUGUUCCCUUCCAUCCAGACUUGAUCCGGUGACGUGGCUGUUACUUACAGCCACCCAUU